Molecule: messenger RNA, 297 nt
Organism: Staurois parvus
Lineage: Eukaryota; Metazoa; Chordata; Amphibia; Anura; Ranidae
Source: the annotation of a GenBank genome assembly
GAUCUUUUCAUUAAAGGGAACCUGUCUAUAAAGUUAGCUGCCUCCACUAUAAAGACUCAUCAGGGCAAUAUCAUGGAUGACUCUAGUUUCUGAAGUACACAAGUCACCCUUUCCUGGUCAAACUGACCUUCCCUGCACAUGUGUAAAAACCAGGGGCGGGCUGACAACUCAUGGGGCCCCCGCGUAAUAGGGGAUCAUGGGGCCCCUGUGUCCUUGCCCAAACUCAAAAAAGCCUAUGAAAAAGGUACCAGGGGCAUCUCAUGGGGCCCCCUACUGACCCCGGGCCCUCGGGCAGUG